Racocetra persica is the source of this 555-nucleotide messenger RNA. NCBI's taxonomy places the organism in Eukaryota, Fungi, Glomeromycota, Glomeromycetes, Diversisporales, Gigasporaceae. The record is from the annotation of a GenBank genome assembly.
AUGGCAUCAUUAAAAAAAAUAAAAGAAGCUAUCGAAAAAGAAGAAAUUAAAUUAUUUGAGUAUAGUUCUUUUGGAAAGUUAAAGUUCCUAGGUGAAGGAGGAUUUGGCGAUGUAUAUCAAGCUUGUUCAGAAGCUAGAAAAGAAGUUGUAGCCUUAAAAAAAGUUCGUGAUAACCAAGAUGACAAAACUUGUAAUAAAGAAAAAUUAUUCUUGCAGUUGAUAAAUAACGAAAUAUGUCUUGACAUUGCACAUCCUGAUACUCAAGAAUAUUGUAUGGUUCUUCAAUUCGCAAAUAAUGAAGACCUUGGGAGCUAUCUACAAAAACAUUUUUCUAAAUUGGACUGGAAAGAUAAAUUUAGAAUGGCAAAAGAAAUUUCUAGAGGAAUUAGUUGCUUACAUAGUGCGAAUAUUGCUCAUCGUGACCUUCAUGAUAAGAACAUAUUAGUGCAUAAUGGCAGAAUGAUAAUUGCCGAUUUCGGUUUAUCUAAAUCGUUAGGAACUAAUUCAAUAUCUAUUGAUGGUGGACAUAAUAAUGAGUUAGUAGUAAAAUCGCAG